This is a messenger RNA of Amborella trichopoda, 1238 nucleotides long. RefSeq names its product Transcription initiation factor IIF, beta subunit. Gene Ontology annotation, cellular component: transcription factor TFIIF complex. Lineage: Eukaryota; Viridiplantae; Streptophyta; Magnoliopsida; Amborellales; Amborellaceae. The record is from RefSeq and is a predicted model, not a curated record. Gene Ontology annotation, biological process: transcription by RNA polymerase II; transcription initiation at RNA polymerase II promoter.
CGCCCACCUCCUCUUUCCCUAAAGCUCGGCAGUAUUUCUCUCUCCUCUCAAACCAAAGCCCUACAAACCUCCCCUUCUUCAUAGAGAGAGAAAGGAUUAAUUUCAUAGAGAGAAAAAGAUGUCUGAUGAAUUAAUCUCGGACAAUGGUACCAUCGAUACAGCCAAGGCCGAUCGCUCUGUGUGGUUGAUGAAGUGCCCACAACUCGUGGCUAAUGCAUGGCAGAAUCACCAUGAUCCUUCUCUCCCUCUCGCCAAGGUUGUUGUCUCUGUUGAUCCACUUCAACCUGAUUCUCCUGCUUCUCUCCAGUUUACGAUGGAUUUAGCUGCAACAGAUUCUACAAAUAUACCAAAGAGUUACUCUUUGAAUAUGUUUAAGGACUUUGUUCCUAUGUGUGUUUUUUCUGAGACGAAUCAAGGAAGGGUGUCAGUGGAAGGGAAGGUAGAACAUAAAUUUGACAUGAAGCCCAACAGUGAAAACAUGGAGCAGUAUGGCAAACUAUGCCGUGAGAGGACAAACAAAUCUAUGAUAAAAGUUAGACAAAUGCAGAUGAUUGAUGAUGAUCGGGGGGGCUUAAUGAGGCCUAUGCAUGGGAUGCUCGGUUUUGGAUCAAAUUCCAAGGAUAAGAAGAAAAUUUUACCAAUAAAGGGUCAAGAAAUGAAGAGAACUAGAAGAGAUCGUGGCGAACUCGAGGAUAUUAUGUUCAAGCUUUUUGAAAGACAACCAAACUGGGGUCUAAAGCAACUUAUCCAAGAGACAGAUCAACCUUCGCAAUUCUUGAAGGAAAUACUUAAUGAACUUUGCAUUUACAACAAGAGGGGACCUCAUCAAGGAACUUACGAGCUCAAGCCGGAAUAUAAGAAAUCAGCAGAAGAAGCAGAUGCAGAAUAGAACCCCAUCUUUUUAAUUGGACGUUCCAUGUGAAAGAACCCCCUUCUUGUGAAUAUUCUGUUUCUAAUUGACCCAAGUAGUUUCUAUAGUUGGAAAUCAAACAAGGAUAUAGGAAGAGUGGGAGUUGUGAAUCUGAUCACUCUACCCUCCUUAGGAGCUAUUAUGCUAGUUGGUUUUGGAUUUUGUCUUCUGACAUCGACCAUUGUCUUCGUGCAUUUCCUCCCCGGGAAAUUCGCUAAAGAGUUCAAAUGCAAAAUCUCUGUCUCUCUCAUACCUUGAAGCUCUGCUACCCGGUUAGGUUGGCAGCUACAUUAAUUUCUAUUAGCAAUAUUUUUUUGGGUGAGUUUUA